This is a messenger RNA of [Torrubiella] hemipterigena, 1287 nucleotides long. Lineage: Eukaryota; Fungi; Ascomycota; Sordariomycetes; Hypocreales; Clavicipitaceae. The record is from the annotation of a GenBank genome assembly.
GCAACUCCUCCUAGAAUAAAUACGGGAAUUACGGCAAGAUAUUGGUUUUACGGAUGGAUCUUUACUUUUUAACCUCCGGGAUCACUUACAUAGUCAUCGUGGCUUUAUGCGAUGGUGUGCUAGUGCUCGCCUUGUUUGCCCGCUUAACAAAUACCAUUGCCGAGGGAAUGGCCUAAUGGAGCAGUUCCACCUCCGCCGCAGCCAACACUAAAAGACGGGGAGAGACAAUGCGUGGGAACCCCAGAAAAUAAAAAUAUUAACUAAUUAAGCUAAAGCCAGCGGCAGCCGAGCUGGGGGGUCUGGACAAAUGGACACAAGGAGACAUCACGCGUAAGAGGCGGAGCAAGCCAACCGCGCUGUCGGACCGACGGUUCUUCCUCGGGUAGGGGAGUGUCGGCGUUUGUGAUAUAUAGCUGGCUUCUUGCCCAGAAGUCGGUGGCCAGUAGAAGUUUUCGAUUUGUUUCACUGCUUCAAACAUCCACUCAUAGUAUCAAUUGUCGGAACUCCAUCAUGGCUGCCACCGUCAAAGAUGAAGAGGCUAUUGCCGUGGCCAAGACGCUCAAGAACAUUCCAUGGUGCGAGGACUAUGAGAAGAUGAUUUCCGGCAUGCUUUACAAUGCUUUCGUUCCCGAACUCGUGGACAGCCGAUUCAAAGCUCGUCGCUUCAUGCACAAGUACAGCAACGCAUUCCCUGACGAUGCUACCCCAGAGAGCCUGACUGCUCUCCGCACCGACAUGCUCCAAGGCAUUCUGGGCAAAGCCGGCAAGGAUGUCUACAUUGAGCCUCCGUUUAGCAUUGAUUACGGCACAAAUAUUAUCCUAGGCGAUAAUGUCUACGCCAAUUUCAACUUGAUUAUUCUCGACUGCGCCCUCGUACGCAUCGGCAACCGCGUCAUGUUUGGCCCAUCCGUCUCCAUUUUUGCUGCAACUCACGAAACGGAAGUCCAGUCCCGACGGGACAACAUCGAGUACGCAAAAGGCGUUGUGAUUGGUGAUGACUGCUGGAUUGGCGGCAAUGCAACCAUUAUGCCCGGCGUGACGAUUGGCAAAGGCUGUACGAUUGGUGCUGGCAGUGUGGUUACCAAAGAUAUCCCAGACUUCUCUGUUGCCAUAGGAGCUCCCGCAAAGGUUGUUAAGAAGGUGGCACCUCUUCCCGACCUGUAGAGUAUGCCAUGUUUUACGAAACGAUUCUGUAGCAAGAGCAUAAAAUAAUUGUCAUUGAAAUGAUGAUCUCUCUUUGUAUGAUUGUCCAUGGCUAGUUGUGUAAACUAUGAAAUCUCAGCACUG